AUGUCACCUUAUCGUCUAAUCUUUGGGAAGAUGUGCCACCUGCCGGUUGAGUUAGAGCAUCGCGCAUAUUGGGCCGUGAAAGAAGUGAAUAAGCAGUUGCCUAAGUGUGAGGAGGAAAGAAAGUUUCAACUUCAAGAAUUUGAGGAGAUUCGUCUUGAAGCAUAUGAUGCAGCCAUGUGGUAUAAAGAGCGCACUAAGAUGUGGCAUGACAAGAAUCUGCGAGGGAAAUCCUUGAAGGUCGGGCAAAAGGUACUCUUGUUCCAAUCGAAGCUGCGUUUAAUGCCCGGAAAGUUGAAGACAAAAUGGGUUGGUCCGUUCGUGAUUCAGUCUGUCUACCCCAAUGGGGCGUUUGAGAUACGCAGCCUAGAUACGGCGAAGACAUUCACCGUGAAUGGACAACGUUUGAAGCCGUUUUAUGAUGCCUCUUCUUUAGUUCCAGCGGAGUCUGUUUCGCUGUUGAACUGCCUUCACUAUCAUCCAUUUACUUAUCAAAGUAAACUUGUGGCUUCCUAUCUUCCGACGGGUUGCAACUCCAAUACUUUGAUUCUCAUUCCGAAGAAAGAGACGGUGAAUUCAGUUACUGAUCUGAGGCCUAUUGUGCUUUCGAAUUUCCUUUUCAAAAUCAUUUCGAAAGUUUUGGCUACGAGGCUGAGCAGUGUGGCGGCGGAGUUGGUCUCCAAGCACCAGUUUGGUUUUGUUAGCGGUCGUUCCAUUCAUGACUGCAUUAUGCUUGGUUCUGAGGGGGUGAACUGCCUCAAGCGUUCUCAUGGGGGGAUUAACAUGGCUUGUAAGAUUGAUAUCAGAAAGGCUUUUGAUACCUUACGUUGGGAUUUUCUUCUUAAGGUUUUGCGAGUUGGAGGCUACUCUGAAACUUUCAUCAGAUGGAUUGAUAUUAUUCUUCGUUCUGCUAGACUUUCAAUUCUUUAUAACAACAAUCUUUGUGGUUAUUUUCAGUGUUCUAGAGGCGUCAGGCAGGGGGAUCCUUUGUCCCCAAUUUUAUUUGGAAUUGCUGAAGAUGUGCUCAGUGUCCUCUUCCAGAAUUGUGUUGAUUCUGGUAAUCUUGUUCCAAUGAAAAUUACCAGAGGUACUGCUUUCCCUACUCAUCUUCUUUAUGCAGAUGAUAUUUUGGUGUUUGGUCGUGCAACGACUGCGAAUGCUCGUAAGAUCACUCAUAUUUUGGAGUUUUAUGGCUCUAUUUCCGGUCAGAUCUGUUCUAUGGAGAAAUCUCACGUUUAUUUUGGGGACAAGACUCCUAACAGGUUGAAACGUCAUAUCAUUAAUAUUUUGAAGUUCAGGAAGGGAUCUCUGCCGUUCAAUUAUCUAGGCGUGCCGAUUUUCUCUGGGCGGGUCAAAGCCUCUUUCUUGCGUGCAAUUCAUGAUCGGAUUAUUCUCAAGUUUGCUAGAUGGAAGGGCAUGCAGCUUUCUAUGGCUGGUAGAAUUUGUUUGGCGAAGUCUGUGAUUCAGAGUUCUAUUACGCAUUCUAUGAUGGUUUAUCGCUGGCCGAGAAGUCUUAUUAAGGAGCUGGAUUUGAAGUGUCGGAAUUUUAUCUGGACUGGCGAUGUCUCCAAGAGACCCAACUGCCCGGUUCGUUGGGCGAGGGUGUGUGCUAUUAAGGAGGAGGGUGGUCUUGGAAUUUGUUCAUUUGAUAUUAUGAACAAGAGCUACUUGAUGAAGAUGGCGUGGAACAUUAUUGGUGGGCAGAGUUUCAGUCAUCAGAUUAUGCGAAGUAGAUAUUUGACGCCGCUUUGCCGUCCCACCAAGGCGGCGGCAUCUUCGAUCUGGUUGGGCUUGAGGCCGGAAAUCACUGAGUUAGUUGAUGAUGCUUAUUGUUAUGUGGGUGAAGGAACUUCGAUCAAUUUUUGGAAAGAUGAUUGGCUUGGUUACUCUCUUGUGAAGCGCUGUGGUGUCCCGGAUUUUCUUUUACAGACGCUGACUUGCUCAGUGGCGGAUUAUUUUUAUGAAGGAACUUUAUCGUUUGUGAUAUCCUGCUUCUUCCUGUCGGGGAAGGUUCGGAUAAUAGGUUUUGGAAGAGUUCUGUGCAUGGUACGGUCUCUGCUGCCGCAGCUUUCUCAAAACGCUAUCAUGGGUUUCCUUCUGUUAAGUGGGGUUCUUGGAUUUGGGAAAAUUUCAUCCCGGUUCUGGCAAUGCAGCGAGCUUAGACAUGUUUGGGAGGAAUUCCUAAACUGGUUUAAUUUUAAUGGUGAACAUGUUGAUAUCCAUAGUUUCUUAGUUGCAGCGUGGAAUCAUAAGCCUAGCUCUCAAGUUCUGACGUACUGGAAGGCUGGUAUUAUUUAUCUUCUUUGGGCAAUUUGGCAUCAAAGAAACGAGUGUGUGUUCAAAGGGAAGGUUUUUAGCAGGCAGCGUUUGCUUCAACACAUUAGGAUUGAUUUUAAAGAAGUUGAAGCUAACUUCAGCAAGUUGGGUUGUAUGAAUAACAGUUGGUCGGAUUAUUUGAUUAUUAGGAGGAUUGGGGUGGCCUCUAGAGUCUCGCCGCCUCCUAUUUUUGUGAAUGUGCAUUGGUGGCCUCCGAUUCUACAGUGGAUUAAGGUCAACACUGAUGGCUCUGCUUUGGGAGCUCCGGGGAAGAUCGCUGCUGGCGGGGUUUUUCGGGAUAAUCAUGGUUGUGUCCGUGGGUGUUUUCAUCAAGAUGGCGGCAAAGGGUUUGCCUUUGAAGCAGAGCUUCUUGCGGUCAUUCUCGCGAUUCAAAUUGCGCAUGAGCGGAACUGGAGGUUUUUAUGGGUGGAAUCAAAUUCUACUUAUAUUGUGAAUCUUUUUGGAAGGCGGGAUAAUUUGGUUCCGUGGCGCUUCGUGGCUGCUUGGAAGAAGACCUUGGGUUUGCUUAGAGAUUUCAACUUGCAGGUCACUCAUAUUUACAGGGAGGGCAAUAAGCCGGCGGAUAUUAUGGCAAGCGAUGUGGUGCCAAAUGGUUGGUGGCUCCAUGCGAUUGAGGCUAUCAAGACGGCGCUAGGUCUUGACAUGGCUUCUCACAGCCACGUUCGUUUACGUUAUUGA
This is a messenger RNA of Salvia miltiorrhiza (redroot sage), 3012 nucleotides long. RefSeq lists its product as uncharacterized. Lineage: Eukaryota; Viridiplantae; Streptophyta; Magnoliopsida; Lamiales; Lamiaceae. The transcript has 3 exons. The coding region runs from base 1 to 3012 and encodes 1003 amino acids. The record is from RefSeq and is a predicted model, not a curated record. Gene Ontology annotation, molecular function: RNA-DNA hybrid ribonuclease activity; nucleic acid binding.